Miscanthus lutarioriparius is the source of this 1368-nucleotide messenger RNA. Lineage: Eukaryota; Viridiplantae; Streptophyta; Magnoliopsida; Poales; Poaceae. The record is from the annotation of a GenBank genome assembly.
AUGAGCCCCAUCACCGGCUAUCGCAGCGCCGCCUCCUCCUCCUCCCUCACUAUCGUGGGGGAGCGGAGAUCCCCCGUGCAGGCACCGCGGUUGGGUGCCGACGAUUACCCCUCUCUGGACGAGGUUGCUAAGUUUUUACAUGAGGGUGGCCUUGAAAAUUUGAACCUCAUUCUCGGCUUUGAUUUUACAAGGAGCAAUACAUGGAAUGGUCAAAAUUCCUUCAAUGGGCGUAGUUUACAUGCCAUUGGCCCUACUCCAAACCCUUAUGCGCAAGUAAUCAAAAUUAUUGGAGAAGCUUCAUCGAACUUUUAUGAACACCCCGAUAUCUCAAUACAAUGCUUCGGAUUUGGAGAUGAGUCAACACGCGACAAAGAUGUCUUUUGUUUCAAUCUUAAUGAGAGGCCUUGUCAUGGAUACAGAGAAGCCUUAGAUCGUUACAAGGAACUAGUUCCUCAUUUGAAAUUUGCUGGACCAACAUCCUUCGCACCGCUUAUUGAGAUGGCCAUGACUGUCGUAGAGCGAAGUGGUGGGCGACACCAUGUGCUAUUGAUAAUUGCUGAUGGACAGGAGGCUGUACGAAUAGAUAAUGAAUCUGGCCAAGUGACAGUUCAGGACCGAAAGACUAUUGAUGCCAUUGCAAGUGCUAGCAACUUUCCAUUGUCCAUCAUUUUAGUGGGUGUUGGCGAUGACCCUUGGGACAUGAUGCAAGGAUUUGAUGAUGCCAUUCCAAUGCGGGCUUUCAACAAUUUCCAGUUUGUGAAUUUUUCAGAGAUUAUGUCCAGAGAAACUGCAAAAUCAAGGAAUGAAGCUGCAUUAGCAUUUGAAGUUUUUUCUAAGGUACCAUUGCAGUUUAAAGCGGCCAUGGAAUUAGGAAUAUCAGGUCGGAAUUUGCCAGUGUCUCCUGGUAGGGCUCCUCGGGCACCCCCUGACGAAGUAAUUCCUCGGACACCUGGUGCUUCCUCGGACAGGUCUGAAAGUUUUGGCAAGACAAGUGCUGACGAAGAAGAUUUAUUGUUGUCCUUAUCCCACGUCCUUGAAUCUGAUGGGGCUGAUCUUGCCACAACAACUAAUACUUUGUCUUAUCAGAAUUGCCCUAUCUGCCUCACAAAUCUCAUGGACAUGGCAUUUGGCUGUGGGCACAUGUUUUGUGGUGACUGUGGAACUGAACUCGAGCGAUGCCCUUUCUGCAGGAGUCCAGUCACCACAAAAAUAACUCUACAUCAACAGGAUGUGUGCCCUGUCUGCCUUGGGGACACCAAAGACAUGGCUUUGAACUGCGGGCACCAGACUUGCUGCGCUUGUGGACCCAACCUCGAGUCAUGUCGGAAAUGUGGUGAUCCGAUCACAGAGAGAAUCAAGCUUUACUGA